AUGGCGACCAAAAAUGAUGGAAUCAUUAUCAAUGAUGCUUCAAACACAGCCAGCUCUUCCAGAGAUGGACUCAAUGAAUCGGAUCAAGAAAAAUCGCCGUCGAAGGAGAUCGCCGAAACUACAGUAGCAGAACACACUCCCCCUAGGCACCCGCUUCUUAGCCUCUUCAGGAGAAAGGUCAAGAAGCAUAAGCCUGAAGACAUCGCUACGCAGCCAUCUGUAUUUGACGAUCCGGUGAAAGCCGAGCAAUUCAAGCCGAGUCCUAAGUAUGAGAACCUUCAUCGGUUCGACCCGUCUUUUAAGUGGACAUGGGGGGAAGAAGAGAAACUUGUCAAGAAGAUCGACUGGAAGGUGACCGUGUGGGCUUGUAUCGCUUUCUUCGCCCUGGAUCUAGAUAGGAGUAAUCUUGGCCAGGCUAACACUGACAAUUUCUUGGAUGACAUGGGAUUCACGACAAAUGAUUACAACUAUGGGAGCACAGUACGCCUGGUGUCUUUCUUGCUUGCCGAAUUACCUUCGCAACUGGUUAGUAAGAAAAUUGGUCCUGACCGUUGGAUUCCAAUCCAAAUGGUAUUAUGGAGCAUUGUGGCUGGUUCCCAGUUUUGGCUUCGGGGCCGUUCAUCAUUCCUAGCUUGCCGUGCCCUCCUAGGUCUCCUACAAGGCGGUUUCAUUCCUGACUUGAUUCUCUAUUUGUCUUAUUUCUUCAAAGGAACCGAGCUUCCAUUUCGUUUAGCCUUAUUCUGGAUGGCGAAUCAGUUGACGGACGUGAUCGCGCCCUUGCUUGCAUACGGUCUUCUACGCCUCAGAGGCUAUCAUGGCUAUGAAGGUUGGCGCUGGCUAUUCCUAAUCGAGGGUAUCUUGACUUUUGCCAUUGGUAUAUGGUCAUGGUUCAUGAUGGCACCAUCUCCAACACAAACUAAGGCUUGGCACCGUCCCAAUGGUUGGUUUACCGAACGAGAGGAAAAGAUUCUCGUAAACCGAAUUUUGCGAGAUGAUCCGUCGAAAGGAGACAUGCAUAACCGGCAGGGCAUCACCUUUAAAAUGUUAUGGAAAUCCUUAGCCGACUAUCAUCUUUGGCCGAUAUACAUCAUUGGGUUAACUUUCAGCAUUCCAUCUGGCCCUCCUGGGCAAUACUUGACGUUGACUCUUCGAGCCCUGGGAUUCGAUACUUUCAAUACAAACCUCCUGACUAUCCCGGCGACGGUAAUAUCAACUGCCAACAUGUUGGUAUUGACCUACCUAUCCGAGGUUAUCAAUCAGCGUGUUAUACUUGGCCUUCUUGUAGAGUUUUGGACUCUCCCAUGCGUAGUAGCGUUGGCUUUACUGCCGGAACACACCUCGCGCUGGGGCUCGUAUGCACUUGUAACCGUUCUACUAGCACAUCCAUCGCCACACGCCAUGCAAGUUGGUUGGAGUAGUCGGAACUCCAACACUGUCCGCACCAGAACAGUCUCUGCUGCAGCAUAUAACAUUUGUGUUCAGCUUCAGGCUAUUAUGAGUGCAAACAUUUAUCGUGACGACGAUAAGCCACUCUACCGCCGUGGAAAUAGAGUACUUAUCGGAAUUAAUUGCUUGAAUAUUGUUAUAUACAUAGCUGUCAAGCUAUACUACAUAUUCGAGAAUAAGCGCAGAGAUAGGACAUGGGACGCAACGAGCCCGGAUGAGCAAAAUGAGUACCGCGAAAAUACAAAAGAUGAAGGAAGCAAGAGACUGGAUUUUAGAUUUGCAAGCUAA
This is a messenger RNA of Daldinia loculata, 1734 nucleotides long. Its product is annotated as MFS general substrate transporter. Bases 1 to 1734 code for a protein of 577 amino acids. Gene Ontology annotation, cellular component: membrane. Gene Ontology annotation, biological process: transmembrane transport. Gene Ontology annotation, molecular function: transmembrane transporter activity. Lineage: Eukaryota; Fungi; Ascomycota; Sordariomycetes; Xylariales; Hypoxylaceae. The record is from RefSeq and is a predicted model, not a curated record. The transcript has 12 exons.